CCCGCAGGGAGCGAGCGCUGCCGGACGCCACGCGCGGAGCCAGCGCGGAGCGGCGCAGGCAGCGCGGCGGACGGGCGGGCGGCGGAAGAGCCGGCGGGAGCCCCGGGGCGGCGCCGUGCGGUGGCGGAUGGAGCUGGUGGCGGGGUGCUACGAGCAGGUGCUGCUGGGGUUCGCCACGCGGCCCGGCCAGUCCUGGACAGUCGUCCCUGAUUUUACACAUCAUGCCCACACUGCCUCAUUGUCAGCAGUAGCAGUGAAUAACAGAUAUGUGGUCACUGGGAGCAGAGAUGAGACAAUCCAAAUCUAUGACAUGAAAAAGAAGAUCGAACAUGGGGCGCUGCUACAGCACAAUGGCACAAUAACUUCUUUGGAGUUCUAUGGAACUGCACAUCUACUGAGUGGGGCUGAGGAUGGACUCAUUUGUAUCUGGAACACAAAGAGAUGGGAAUGUCUGAAAUCCAUUAAGGCACAUAAGGGUCAUGUGACAUCUCUUUCUAUUCAUCCUUCUGGGAAAUUAGCUUUGUCAGUCGGAACAGAUAAAACAUUAAGAACUUGGAAUCUUGUUGAAGGACGAUCAGCCUUCAUCAAAAACCUGAAGCAAAAUGCACACAUAAUUAAAUGGUCCCCUGAUGGAGAGAAGUAUGUGACCGUGAUAGCAAACAAAGUGGAUAUCUACAGACUUGACACAGCUUCAAUCACUGGCACCAUUACAACAGAGAAGAGGAUUUCUUCACUUAGAUUUAUUACAGAUUCUAUCCUUGCCAUAGCUGGAGAUGAUGAAAUGAUUAGGUUCUACAGCUGUGACUCUCAAAAAUGCUUGUGUGAAUUUAAAGCUCAUGAAAACAGAAUAAAAGCUAUUUAUAGUUUUGAAAGAGAAGGACAGCAUGUCAUUGUUACUGCAUCCAGUGACGGUUACAUUAAAAUGUGGAAUCUGGAUCUUGAUAAGAUUAGAGAUGGGCCAUCUUUACUGUGUGAAGUCAAUACCAAAGCUAGGCUGACGUGUCUUGCAGUGUGGCUCGACCAAGCUUCAGAAAUGAAAGAAAACUCUGAUAAAACUGCAACAUCAUCUCAAGAAACAGAAGAUGAAAAAUCAUCAAUAGCCAGGAUAAACAAAGAUUUUUGGACUACUAAAAGGGUUAAAAUAGCAAAAAGAAAGAGAAAAAAUAUUUCAGAGAAACAAAAGCUGGAAGCUCCAGUGCAAAAGAAGAAAAAGAAACAGAAUAGCUCAGCAUGAAGGCAGCUACUUUCUCUCCUGUACAAAAAGUAAAUGCUGGUGUUGCCCUAUUUUUUACAAGAAUCUAAACCCUAACAGGACAGAUACCUCUCAUCCAAUGUGUUGUUUAAAAAUAAUUAUUGUUCUUACCUUAAUAAACUGACUGAUCAUUCUGGGAACUUUCCCUAAGUGAACAAAGCAAAAAUAAAUUCAUAAUAUGUAAUGUUUAUAUUUUUCUAUUAACAAUACCUUUCACUUUUUAACUGGCUCUGAAAAAGCCAGCUAAAAUAAUAAAAAGGGCUGCGUCUCUCAGUUACAUUGUUGUUUUACUUAAAUGCAUAUUAAAAACAUUUACACUUUUUACUGUUGAAAA
Molecule: messenger RNA, 1586 nt
Organism: Haemorhous mexicanus (house finch)
Lineage: Eukaryota; Metazoa; Chordata; Aves; Passeriformes; Fringillidae
Gene: PAK1IP1
Product: PAK1 interacting protein 1
Exons: 10
Coding region: 128-1234 (368 amino acids)
Molecular function (GO): protein binding
Source: RefSeq, a predicted model, not a curated record